Centruroides sculpturatus (bark scorpion) is the source of this 6783-nucleotide messenger RNA. RefSeq names its product dentin sialophosphoprotein-like. The record is from RefSeq and is a predicted model, not a curated record. The transcript has a single exon. Lineage: Eukaryota; Metazoa; Arthropoda; Arachnida; Scorpiones; Buthidae. The coding region runs from base 26 to 2290 and encodes 754 amino acids.
AUUUUAGGUAAGGAAUCUCUGCUACAUGGUGAACAAGAGAGAGAAGUUAUCUCGAAGCUGGUAUAAAAUUAAGCAAGAUAUUUUUAAGAAGCAGGCGGCAAUCAUAAGUAACAAAUCAUUUCACCUUAAAGAAAACGAAAUGAAAGCUGUGCUGGAUGCAAAUCACGGCAACACAGUGUACGAUGUAAUGACAUCGUGUAAGAAUUCACCCACUCCAUCUGUUAAUUCCAUUCUCUCCAUUCUUGAUGGGACAGUCUACACGAGAAAAGAUUCUCAAAACAAUUUUAAGCAUAAAUCUCCACCUCAAAGACUUCCAAAUCCCUAUGCUAAGCAUUAUUUAAAUGGUGUUUUGAAAAGAUCACAAAGAUCUCUAGUAGAAGAAUGUGCAGAACAAGAAAAUAAGAAUAGGAUACACAGUAAUAAUGAAGUUCCUUCACAAGAAAAUAAAGGCAUUGAUGAUAAAUUAGCAUCUCUUCACGAAACUUACAAACUAAAACCUAUGGAAGUUGUUGUAGAUAAGUUACCCGAAUUUUAUGAAAGGAUAGAGCAUGUACCUUACAAAAUUAAUUUAAAGCAUAUCGAGUCUUCGAAACAAAUUAACUCUAAAAUUAUUAAUAAAAAGUCAAAGUUUUUGGUAGUAGAAGACAGUGAUUCGAAUGAUUCGGAUUCAGAUGACAGCAAAGACACAAGUUUUGUUUGUGCUUCGGAAGAAAAUAAAAAAGAAACAUUUAAAACGAAUUUGGAAAAUAGUUUAAGUAAAAUAAAAUGUGAAAACAAUUAUGAAAAUGAAAAGAACAACAGAGUUGUACAAAAUAGAGAGAUUUAUAAGGAUACUCAUAACAAACUUGAUAAUUAUGGUAGCAGUCACUCAAAUCAACAGAGGCAACUACAUGUAUCUAAUAAAUUAAAAAUAGAAAGUACAAAAAACUCUGAAAAAGUGAAAGAAACAAUUUUAGAUUGUAAACAGAAAAGGUACAGCAAAAAUCCAAUCAGCAGGAAUGAAUCAAAACAAAAAUUAGAAUAUAGUCAUUCUUUGAGGAUUGUAAAAACUGAAAAGCUGUGUGCUGAAGAAAAUUUUCCAAUAGUCGGUGAAAAAAUGAAUUGUGUGGAUUCGACAGACUUGCCAAAACAGUCAAAUAAUACCAUUCAUACGCAUAGAAAAUACAGAGGUUUUAAUAGACACAAUAAAUUAUAUAAAUUAUCAAAUUCUCAUUUGAAAAGGAACUCUUAUAAAUCGGAAAAUAUUGGGCACGUACAUAACUACGGAGAAAUUAUUGGCGAUUUUAAUUUAGAGAAAGAUCAGGAAAGUAAUUCCUUUUGUUCUGGAAAUGAUCAAGAUCACGGAAAAGAGUAUUUGGAUCAUUUAUCUGUAGAUAACCUAGACAAGAAAGAGUCAAAAGAACUUUUAAUUGACGAACUACAGUCUGUCAAUAGCAACGGAGAAAAUAAAGCACAGCUGUUUCGGGACUUGACGGUUAACGAAAACGGAUCUGCAGAGUGUCUCUCCAUUGUAAAUUUCAACUAUGAUUGUGUCGAUAUAGAUAACAGUUCAUCCUCUAGUAGUACAAAUUGUGAUAUAAAUAACAAAAGACAAUCUUCAAAGCCAAAUACAUGUAAUAAAUUUAGUCCCACUAGUGAUAAAUCAUCGGUGUCAUCAAACAAAGUUACGACACCCGCCAAAGACUCCGCUAGUAAUAUUGACAAAGACAAGUUGCGAGAGGAAAGUGCUAAAAUUAGAGAAUCUCUAUUUUCUGUUAAUACCUGUUCAGCUAAGUCUUUAAGCGGUUAUAAAAUUCCUAAAAAACUUAAAACGAACACGGAAACAACAGACGGGGGUUCGUUACAGAACAAACGGGGCAGUUCCACGGUUUCUCCCCUAUCCGAAGUGUGCCAACAAACUCAAGUGGGAACUUACUCUGUGAAUGGUUAUCACACGGACAGGAACCAGAGGUGGCAAGGUAACAGAAACGGAAGCGGCAAAAAUCACAACAGGGAGCAGAAACUUAUAUUAAAGUUACGAAAGGAUCCUGGUUAUUCCAACGCGGGAAGGUGGCACAGCAAUACGAACGCCACGAACAGGACGGAUGCCUUCAACGCCAAUGGUUCUCCGGCCGCAGCGGAAGGAAGUCACUGUGAGGGCGAAACGACCCUGCCGGCCGAAUCCCAUUCCAGAACGGAGAGGGAGUUCGAAAACAGGACUAACCUCAACAACAGUGGCAAGUACCUACCACGGCUCAAGAAGUUUUCGCAGAAAGGCCAGAACGGCGACUACUGGGUAAGCUACGCAUAGCGAAAUCCAAAUUCCUCACCAGACGGUCAUUUUAUACAGGUACCUUUUACAAAAUUUACAAUUGGUAUCACGCAUCACAUCCAAAUGCCCGGAUCCAUCCGAUCUCAUCCAUCGACGGUCCCCUCUCCGGAGUCGCAAGAGUCGUUCCAUCGCAUCCACCCGAUCAAAUUUUUCUUCGACGAUAACAAAACUUGUACAUCUGUAUAUAUAUGCAAAGGACGAACAUAUCAAUGUCAUUUCAACAAACGUGCGGUGUGUGCCUUAGGAUCGACCAAUGGACUCUCCAAUAGUGUUUCACUUCUUUUCUUUCUUUUGGAAGACGACAAUUACGAAAUUUCUUUUUUUCGAAAUUUCACAUAUACAAAACAAAGAAAUGUAUUGUAUAAAGAGAGAAGAAAAUAAGAUUGUUAGAUAACGAAAUUUUUAUUUUUUCUCUGUUUAAAAGACGUGACGGUUAAAUAAUUCUUUCUUUCCUGAUGAAUUUCAAGGUUUAUAUAUACACAUAAAUUCUGGAGACCGAAUACCGGAGAAGUUUCUUCCCUGUAUAAGAUUUCUGUUUAAAAAAUGGCGUUAUAAGCGGGUGCGCAGCAAGCGAGAAAACAAUUUGCAUCACGCGACAUUUCAGUCGACGAUCCCGUUAAAACGUCGUCUGCGAGCGAGAAAGUCGCCGAAAUUUUGACACGCAAACGAAGAUCAGAAGAGUUAAGAGAGGUUAGCCAAUAGAAACAAGCGUAACAAUUUUGUUUUUCUAGCGAAAAUUCAGGAACCGGUUGCGUUUGAUAAUCAAAAUAACAUGGCGGAAAUUUUGGUAACGCAUUUAUACGGCUCCGAAAAGUAAUAAUAAUCGUCGGUAACCGGGACCUGAAAAUUUAGUCACGACGACGGUGAGGAUCGAUCGGGAUUGAUCGAUCAAUUAAAAAUAAAAUAAAAUACCCAUCGAUCCAAGAUGUGAUAAAGUGCCUCAUGUUCACACCCCUUUUUUUUAAAUUACGUGAUUUGAAGUAUUGUGAAAAUGUAAAUAUUAAGCAUGUUGUAAAUAUUUAAAAGUGCGCGAAAAUAAAAGUUGUUUUCUUUCUAUUACUUUCCGAUUCGUUCGGGUACUUUGCCAUCCGAUCAGCAGGAAGAAUCGAGCAUGGUUUCCACGUGCAGCAGUUACCGGCGUGACGUCACUCGGCUGGUACCAAUCGGUGCUUUGUGGAAACUUUGCUUCGGGCUAACACCAAGGUAAUUGUAGUGUAAACCGUAAUACAUUACAGUUGACGUGACGUGGAGGGUAAUUUUUAAAGUAAUUUAUAGAAGAGGCCAUCGUGCUUAUCAAGAAUUACUUAUUUGAAUUGAACAUCAACAAGACAGAAGAACUCAGGAAUUAUAAUUAGUAAAUAUAUAGUAACGUUUCUCCUUACAAUUGUUAUUUCUUUCCAGGUAAGGUGUUAUUUUUUCAAUUCGAACGAAAUCGGGUCUGUGUACGCUGCCAUUUUGAAUGGUAAAAUGAAAGCGCCUUCCUAAACUACAGCGUGGACGAUGUCACUACUGUCUUCGACACAGAGUUUUAAUAAUUGGCCAAGACCGGAAAUGAUGUAGAGUCUCUGAGGAAAUAAAACAUUCCCACCACCUGCCUUAGGAUACGACUAUGCAGACGCGUAUUUAGUUGCGGGCGAUAUAGUUCUCGCAAAGGAAAACAAUGCACAAGCGAGAAAUAUCGCUGGCGAGAGCGAGAGCGAAUUUCUGGUUCUCGCACAUAUUUAUCGCGUCUCGCCACAUAUCGCUCGCUUCUACAUAGUGUCGAAGGAUGAUCGGAUGGUGCAGACGAUGAGGUCGACCUACCGCUUCAGAGACCGAGUUCGAGUUUGCGUCAGAAACCCAAGUUUUUAUUAAGCUUAGUUGGUACAGUUGAAGUUUUUUAUUUUAUUUUUUUUAAUUUUCGGCUGCAGUCCAAAUUUUGAAAUUUUUCUCGUCGUUACUAUCGUUUACGGUAAAAACAUUAAUGUAUCUGGCAACACUGUCGGGUUUCUUCUAGUCGAAACCAAAACGUAGUUAGAAUUGUUUUUAAUUAUACUAAUUCCCCGCUUAGGAAAUAUCGUAAUAUUAAUAAAGUUUAAUACAGACUAUAAUUUAAAAAGGGACAAAUAAUUUUUCCCUCUACGUGUUUUGUGUGUUAUCCCGCAGAGGGCGUAGUUGCGAGUUUCGGUUUUGGCGACGAAAUGUGUUAGUAGUGUCUCCGGGAAUGUGUUAUAAAACAUUAAAUGAAUAGAACUGUUUAUAAUGGAAACGGCAGCAGCUUCCGUCUUGUCCAGGGCCGUGGAUUACGACAUAAAGAAGAGAUAUACCGAAGCUCUGGUCUGUUAUCAGGAAGGAAUUCAGAUCAUCAUAGACGAACUCAAAGGCAAGUUUCAAAUCCGUCAACGGGCGGGAACAAAUAAUUGUUCCCGCCCGUUAUUUUCAAAUAUGGUGUAUUUCGCAAUAGUGUUUACAAUUUUAAGAAAAAUUACGCCAAAAUUAUUUCACUAUUGAUUUUGGAUAAAACAAGUGUUUGGAAUGUACACCCCAUUUCCAAACCAUAAUCUGGUGUUUGAUGGCCACUAUUGAAGUUUUUGCGGGAAUGUCGAGUGGAAUGACCCACUCUGACUCUUUUGUGUGGGUUUAUUUCAAACUACGAUUUCUUUACGGUGACCCAUAGGAAAAAAUCUGGUGGGAUUAGGCUGAGAUUCUUUGGUCUGUAACUCCGAAUGGAACUCAAUUGGGAUUGGGUAGUCUGCGAUGUUGCCGAUUGUGCAGUGUUUGCCCAUUGCCGUUGGCCGGAUGACCUUUCUUUGCUUGAAAGGUCGACAAUGGUUUUUUGUCGACAAAACUUUGUGCUGGAGUCAUCCAGCACAAAGUUUUUCAUUCUGAGAUGCAGGUUGCAGGCUACACUACUUUUGUAAUAAUUCACAAUAAUAAUAAUUGCCUUGAUGCCGGCGUAAUAAGAGUCCACAUUUCCCCCCAUUAACCGUUGUGAGCACUCGAAAAUUGUAAUGAUGACCAACUGUAUGCCUCGGAGUAACAUUGGUCCUUAAGGGCUAGACUGGAUCACAACCACAUGACAUUGAUGACACUCCACUCUGCUGUAGCACGUCUCGAGGUAGCUCAUUCGAAUGGGUCUUCGACUACAAAUGCAACCUUAAAUGUAGUCAUCAGAGGGCAAUACUGUAAAUAAUUUUCAGAGUUGAACAUUAUAUCAAGUGUUGGUGCCAUUUUGAAAUUCCUCAUGUUGCCAGAAAUGGUUUGAGUUGGAGUUAGUUUUGGUAUAAGAUUUCUGCUGCGUAGUUUAAUAAAAACCAUUAUUUUUAAAACAUUGUGUAUAUACAAAUUUGCAUACUUCAAAUCAUUUGUUCAGAUAUGAAUUCAUGAUUUCUACUAAUCAAGAUAAUUUUGAGAUAACUGAUGCACUAUAAAAUUACAUUUCAUCAAUCAGUUGAAAGAUGCCCAUUAAAAAAAACUGUUUACCGUCUGAAAAAUCAGUCGUUUUAAAGAUUAAUUAUUCAAAAGUCGUCAUUCAAAUACAUAGGAUGACCAGAAGUUGUUAUUAUACAGAAGAGGGACAAGACCCCACCAAUAACUACAUCAAACAAACCAAAUUACACACUGACAAAAAGCAUUUUGAAUUGAUUUUUUUUUAAUAAUUAGAAUAGAACAAAAAUCAUAAUAAUAAACAAAUUAUCUAUAAUACUUGGGGCCAACCCCCAUGAAAUAGCAGGAGAUAUUAGACAAUGCACAAUUGCUACUAGUUGUCAUAGUACCACCACUACCAUUGAUAAAUUCUUCAAUGGGUUUGCGUAUCUAUAAAUCCACUUAGUUAUUUUUUUUUUAUUAAUAUCUUCAGAACAGAGAAUUAGGGGCUUUUUAAAUACCUGCUAUGGUUUUGGCUAGGCCCGUGACUGAAUCUGAUUCAUCCAGGUCAACAGAGCCUUAAAAAUUCUAACCAACCGAUGAAAACCAAGGUUUGUCUUUAUUGUCUCGACCAUAUAACUGUUAUGCACAAUUAGUGUCACUAGUUUUGCUGUUAUAUGGACUAAUCACACUUAAACACUAAAAGUACUAGACUGUAGCAUUAUCAAACUUGUGCUCAGUCUUGUAGGAUGUUUUUAAUACUUGAAUUCCUGAAGAUCUGCAUGGCCAUGAAACUUAAGAUGUGCAACCAUAGAAUUCCUAAAGAAACUGAGAUGCUAUAGGGAGGAAGUAUGAUUUCAGUUUGAUCCAUCCACAUAUCUGCUGUAGAUUUAUGGUCCUUUGUCAAGUCAAGACAAGAGCGGACGGAUGGUGCUGAACUCGUUUCACAUUCUUUUUGCAACUGAAACAACAGCCUAUAAUUUUAUAAAACCAGCAUUAACAAGCUUAUUGCAUGCUUUGACAACAUUUCUUUAUUACUUGUGUCUUAACAUUCAUUUCACUAAAGACCCAGUAUGGAUUUUUAUAUCAGGUAACCGAAAACGUUCUGUUUUUUUUUUUUUUUUUUU